AUGGCCGAUCCCAGCGCCCAGGAGCAGCAGCCCCCAGCGGAGGCCGCUGAGGUUCCAGAGGUAGCUGCCAAACCACAGGACGGUCCACAGGAGCCCGCGCCCGCGGAACAGGAGCCCGAGCCCCAGCAGGAACAGCAGCAAAAUGCAGCAGCGGCCCCAGCGGCGGAGGGCGCUGCAACGCCUGCGGCGCAGGAGGAUCCCGCCCCGCAGCAGCAGGAGCAGCAGCAAGAGAAGCCCUCGGAACCCCAGCCCGCAUACCCGCAGCCCCCUCCUGAGGGCGCCGCGCCAAACGGCGCGCCCAGCGCCGCGGCGGCGGCAGCAGGGGCGCCCAAGCGCACCGCCGAGCAGGCCGGCCUCGGCGGCGGCGCUGACGAGGACGCGCGCCCCUCUAAAUCACUCCGGCUCGACGGCUUUGAUCCAGCAGUGCGUGCCAAGCUCACAGCCCUGGUGGAUGGCCGCGUGCUGACAGCAGCGGACGUGGAGGGUUCGACAUCAGACACGCUCCUGAAGCUCGACCCCGCGUCCGGCCUGGAGCUCCUUGAUGCGCUCGCGGCCGCGGGGCUGGCGGGCGCGGCGGACGGCCCGGCGCGGCGCGCGAUGGUGGUGGUGACGGUGGCGCGGUUUGCGCAGCGCGUGAAGCCCCAGAUGGACCCGGUGGUCAAGGCGAAGCUGGAGGCGCUCUACACCACAGGGGGCGGCCCCGUGAAGCCGGGGGACCUCGACGAGCGCUGCAUAGAGCGGCUGAGGGAGAUCGCGCCGACUACGGCGGCGGCGGUGCUCGACACGUUUGCGAACAAGAAGUGA
Messenger RNA from Monoraphidium neglectum, 804 nucleotides. RefSeq lists its product as hypothetical. The record is from RefSeq and is a predicted model, not a curated record. Bases 1 to 804 code for a protein of 267 amino acids. The transcript has 4 exons. Lineage: Eukaryota; Viridiplantae; Chlorophyta; Chlorophyceae; Sphaeropleales; Selenastraceae.